GUCUUGUUCACCAAUCAACGUCAACGGUUACAUUGUGUUCAACGGCCAGAGGAGAAAAAAAACUGCAAACCGGACAAACUCCAACACAGAGCUACACACACCGCAGACACACAACAUGACCGUUUGGCUAUGAGACAUCAGGAGCCAUGGCGGGUUGGCACCGGAUAACUGCAUUGUCUUCGCUGCUCCAAGUCGGUUUGUUAUUGUUGCUGUUGUCGGCUCGGAGCAGCGGGAGACCGCAGGGGAAAUGUCUCGGCGACAAGUCUUGUCAGCCCGCAAGACCUCCCGUGGUCCUCAUUCCUGGGGAUCUGGGAAACCAGUUGGAGGCAAAGCUGGAUAAACCCAGUGUGGUCCAUUACAUCUGCUAUAAGAAGACUGACUCCUUCUUCACUCUGUGGCUCAACCUGGAGCUGCUGGUCCCUGUAGCCAUAGACUGUUGGAUAGACAACAUACGAUUGAUCUACAACAGGACCACACACACCACCUCGUCCCCUCCGGGUGUGGACAUCCGUGUCCCGGGGUUCGGACAGACAUAUUCACUGGAGUAUCUGGACCCCAGCAAACGCAGUGUGGGCAUGUAUUUCUUUACUAUAGUGCAAGCACUGGUAGACUGGGGCUACACCAGAGACGACGAUGUCAGAGGAGCUCCUUAUGAUUGGAGGAAAGCCCCGAAUGAGAAUAAAGAGUAUUUCCUGGCACUGCAGCGGAUGAUUGAGGAGAUGGCAGAGAAAGCAGGUGGGCCCGUGGUGCUCAUCGCUCACAGUAUGGGCAACAUGUACACCCUGUACUUCCUCAACCAGCAGCCUCAGGCCUGGAAAGACAAAUACAUCAAAGCUUUCAUCUCCCUGGGACCACCGUGGGCCGGGGUGGCCAAGACACUCCGCGUGAUCAUCUCUGGUGAUAACAACCGCAUCCCAGUGAUCAGCCCAUUGAAGAUUCGCUCCCAGCAGCGUACUGCUGUCUCCACCUCCUGGCUGCUCCCCUAUGCCCACUCUUGGCCCAAAGAUGAGGUCCUGGUGCAGACACCCACCACCAACUACACUAUGCAGGACUACAAACGGCUGUACUCAGACAUCGGUUUUGAGGAUGGCUGGCUGAUGAGACAGGACACAGAGCCACUCGUAGCUGACCUCACGCCCCCCGGCGUGGCCGUCCACUGCUUAUACGGCACCGGCAUCAGCACAUCUGAGGCCUUCCGGUACUCCGACAAGUUCCCAGACGUGGAACCCACAGUGGUGUUUGGUGACGGGGAUGGGACAGUGAACCUGCGAAGCGCCAUCCAGUGCAAGCGAUGGGUGGGAAAGCAGAAACAGCCCGUGAUGUUACAAGAGCUUCCGGGGAACGAACAUGUGAACAUGUUGUUGAACUUCACGACCGUGGCUUACAUCAAGACCGUGCUGUUCUCGCCCUGAUGCUACCAGACACUCAGGGACAGGCUGGCAGGGAGACUCACAUCCACUCACAUCCACUGUAAUAUUUAAACUUUAUACUGAGACACACACACAACCACAUGAAGGACAGACAGGGACAGGCUCAUCUCGUCUGUCUCUCUGAACAUUGACUGCCAAAAUACUCCCCUGUACACGCUGCGUCGCUCAAGAAAAAGUAUUAAACUUUUGUAGUAAAAUUAUAGAAUCAAAGUUUUAAAUUAAUUUUAUAGCUGUAAUUAUAUGAUUUAUGUUAAUGUCAGGUUGUUUACUGUUGGACAAGCCUAAAUACGAUGACUUUUAUAUUUGUCUCAGAUUUUUAAGAACCCAGGAUUUUACCUACUAAAUCCAUGUUACGAUAAAGGACAUAUCAAAAACCAGGGAUAUACUGUGUGUGCCACUUUCUGAACAAUUAAGAGAAGUCAGAUCUGUUAUCAGUGUUGUGAAAGAGAUUUCUGAACUCCUCCAGUGCAACAGGUCACAUGUGGCAGUUCUUGGCAUAUAUUUGAAUGAGUUAACAAACCUCAGCAGACUUUUACCAAAAACAACUUCAUUUUUUGUGCUUUGAUUUCAUUGGAUUUCUAGUGAGCCUCUUGUUGAUUUUUUUUUUUUUUUUGCAUGCAGACAAGCUGUAAGUCCCUGAUGGUCCAAGAACUUUUUUUAAAUUUUUAUUAUGUUGUCCAUGUUACAUGAGUCGUGUACUGCAGGACCUGGGAUAUGGAAGUUGAUGUUAGUCAUGUUGAAGCCACUCAAGGGUCAAACAAGAAGAUUUUUCAGCAGUUUCAGAAAAAAAAAAAAUCUUUGCUACUUGCUAGCUCUCUCCGAAGCUUUGAGCUGCAUCUCAUGGCCUUAAUCAGUGAAAGUAGUUGGCUCCAGUCAUUGAACUUGAGCUCAGUUGCUCACUUGAUGCAGUGGUGAAGA
This is a messenger RNA of Toxotes jaculatrix (banded archerfish), 2348 nucleotides long. It is a transcript of the gene pla2g15, whose product is annotated as phospholipase A2, group XV. Gene Ontology annotation, cellular component: lysosome. NCBI's taxonomy places the organism in Eukaryota, Metazoa, Chordata, Actinopteri, Toxotidae. The transcript has 7 exons. The coding region runs from base 147 to 1412 and encodes 421 amino acids. The record is from RefSeq and is a predicted model, not a curated record. Gene Ontology annotation, biological process: phosphatidylcholine metabolic process; ceramide metabolic process.